Harmonia axyridis is the source of this 1342-nucleotide messenger RNA. RefSeq names its product transaldolase. Gene Ontology annotation, biological process: carbohydrate metabolic process; pentose-phosphate shunt, non-oxidative branch; pentose-phosphate shunt. Gene Ontology annotation, cellular component: intracellular anatomical structure; cytoplasm. The record is from RefSeq and is a predicted model, not a curated record. The transcript has a single exon. NCBI's taxonomy places the organism in Eukaryota, Metazoa, Arthropoda, Insecta, Coleoptera, Coccinellidae. The coding region runs from base 221 to 1234 and encodes 337 amino acids. Gene Ontology annotation, molecular function: transaldolase activity.
AAUUUAUUGAUAAUCAUCGUUCAUGGUCCAAUUCCAACUCACUAGAGAGGGGAUCCAGUACCUAGUCGAUUACUGGUAGAUAACGAUAAUGAAGAAUAAAUAUUAGAAUACUUUCCAAUUGGAGGUCAUUCCAAGAGCAUUAAGUUUCUGGAAAUCACUAUUGUGGUUAACUUAAUCAUUUUUCGUUCCGGUUUUCCUGCUGUUAUAUAUACAAUAAAGAAUGUCUGAACCACAGUGUAAGAAAUCUAAAAUGGCUAGUGUAAAUUCUUUGGAAAAAUUGAAAACUUUAACUACGGUAGUGGCUGAUACCGGUGACUUUGAAGCCAUGAAGAAAUUCAAGCCCACAGAUGCCACCACGAACCCUUCUUUGAUGUUAGCUGCGGCAAAUCUACCCCAGUACAAACCUCUCAUUGAAAAAGCCGUCCGUUAUGGAUUAAAAGUUGGAAAUAAUAUAGAUGAGCAAGUAGAAAAUGCGAUGGAUAUGUUAUGUGUACUUUUUGGAUUGGAAAUUUUAAAAAUUGUACCAGGAAGAGUAUCAACAGAAGUCGAUGCAAGGUUAUCUUUCAAUAAGGAAGCCAGUAUAGCAAAGGCAAAAAAAUUGAUUCAGUUAUAUGAAGACGAAGGAAUAGGUAAAGAUCGUAUACUUAUUAAGCUUGCUUCAACAUGGGAAGGUAUUCAAGCAGCCAAAGAACUAGAAAAAAAAUAUGGCAUACACUGUAAUUUAACACUACUAUUCAGUUUUGCACAAGCUGUUGCUUGUGCUGAAGCUGAAGUUACCCUAAUUUCACCUUUCGUUGGGAGAAUUCUUGAUUGGUAUGUGGCAAACACAGAUAAAAAAACUUACAAAGGUGAAGAAGACCCAGGUGUUAUUUCAGUAACUAAAAUUUAUAACUACUAUAAAAAGUUCAAUUAUAAGACAGUAGUUAUGGGGGCUUCAUUCCGCAACACCGAGGAAAUUAGAGCAUUGGCAGGUUGUGAUUUGUUAACAAUAAGUCCAAAGUUACUGGCGGAAUUAGAAGCAAGUAGUACACCCAUACAAAAAAAAUUGUGCAUGGAAACUGCUGCUCAAUCAAACUUAGAGAAGCUACAUUUAAAUGAAGCAAAAUUCCGCUGGAUGUUGAAUGAAGAUAAAAUGGCUACAGAUAAGUUAUCUGAAGGUAUUAGGAACUUUGCUGCAGACUCCGUAAAAUUGGAGAAGCUCAUCCUGCAAUUACUAUCCGAAUCCAAAAAUUAAUUUUUUAUAUUUACAAUUUUUAUUUUAUAGAAAAUGAUUUUAUUGGUGGAGUACUUUAUGUAAAUAUAAUGCAUAUUAUUUUUAAUUAUACAUUUCUGAACUUUUAAA